This is a messenger RNA of Chelmon rostratus (copperband butterflyfish), 948 nucleotides long. RefSeq names its product motor neuron and pancreas homeobox 1 (gene mnx1). Bases 1 to 948 code for a protein of 315 amino acids. Gene Ontology annotation, molecular function: DNA-binding transcription factor activity, RNA polymerase II-specific; sequence-specific double-stranded DNA binding. Gene Ontology annotation, biological process: neuron projection morphogenesis; regulation of DNA-templated transcription; central nervous system development. The transcript is spliced from 3 exons. The record is from RefSeq and is a predicted model, not a curated record. Gene Ontology annotation, cellular component: nucleus. Lineage: Eukaryota; Metazoa; Chordata; Actinopteri; Chaetodontiformes; Chaetodontidae.
AUGGAGAAAUCCAAAAACUUUCGCAUUGACGCGCUUUUAGCAGUCGAUACACCCAAGGUGCAGACCUCUCCGCUCGCGCUUGUGACUUCCCUGUCCUCCUCCUCCUCCUCCAUCCCGUCGUCUGGAAGCGUUGCAGCCCCGGAGCUGACCACUAGCGCCGAGUCUUUGCGCACCGAGACGCCGUCUCCGCCGAGGAUUUCCACCUGCGGCUUGAUCCCCAAACCGGGUUUCCUCAACAGUCCGCACAGCAUGGUUGGAUUACAUCCGCAGAGCACCGCAGGGAUCCCCGCACAGGCUCUCUACGGCCAUCCCAUGUACACCUACUCCGCAGCCGCCCUCACAGGACAACACCCUGCCCUGUCCUACUCCUACCCACACGGCUCCCAUCACCACCACACCAGCGAUCCCAUCAAACUGUCAGCCAGCACCUUCCAGCUGGACCACUGGCUCCGGGUCUCCACAGCCGGGAUGAUGCUGCCCAAAAUGUCUGACUUUAACUCUCAGGCGCAGUCCAACUUGCUUGGCAAGUGCAGAAGACCAAGAACUGCAUUCACAAGUCAGCAGCUGCUGGAGCUGGAGCAUCAGUUCAAACUGAAUAAGUACCUGUCACGACCGAAGCGCUUUGAAGUGGCUACGUCCCUCAUGCUGACAGAAACUCAGGUUAAAAUCUGGUUCCAGAACAGACGCAUGAAGUGGAAGAGAAGUAAGAAGGCCAAAGAGCAGGCCGCCCAGGAGGCCGAGAAGCAGAAAGGAAGCAAGAGCGGCCAGGAGAAAUCUGACGGACUCGAACAGUCGGACUAUAACAGCAAGACAGACUCCAAAAACGGCAGAAUAAGAGACUUUAGGGACAGUGACGACGACGAGGGCGAUAAUUUCCUGUACAACUCGUCGGACUGCUCCUCAGACGACGAGAGGAAUCACAUCAGUGACACAAGCCCGCAGCCUUGA